Molecule: messenger RNA, 1163 nt
Organism: Arabidopsis thaliana (thale cress)
Lineage: Eukaryota; Viridiplantae; Streptophyta; Magnoliopsida; Brassicales; Brassicaceae
Product: Sterile alpha motif (SAM) domain-containing protein
Exons: 1
Coding region: 366-944 (192 amino acids)
Source: RefSeq, marked reviewed
AUCUCUAUUAGAGAUAGUGUGAUCCCAAAAAAAGAAGCAUAAUGUGCUCCAUUUCCUACAGCGUGAUUAAUGGACAAACCCUCACUCAGUCAUCUCCAUGUGUUGCAUCCUUUUUCAUUUUUCUUCAAUGCUAAAAGAUGUGUGAACUUCUCUUUAUCAUUUUCUUCUUCUUUUUUUUUACUUUGGUCCACUUUAGCCCAUCCGUUCACCCACCUUACUAAGCAAGCCCCGAAACUUUUGAAAAAGUCAAAAACAACCCCAAACCGUCUCACUCCUUUCCUUUAUAUAUACUCCAAACGACUUUACCUUCCAAAACCACACACUCUCACCAAACGUUCUACAGAUUCGUAAAUCUCAUAAACAUUAUGGAUUGGUUCUCAUGGCUCUCGAGAACAAAUCUCGAAGCUUCUCUCAUCUACGAGUACGGUCUCUCUUUCUCAAACAACGAGCUCGAGUACGAAGACAUUGCUUACUUCAACCACGAAUUUCUCCAGAGCAUGGGUAUCUCAAUCGCUAAGCACCGCCUCGAGAUCCUGAAGCUUGCUCGGCGUGAUCGGAAACCUUCACCGCUCACCGCUCGUUCGAUUUUCAGAGUCUUGAUCGCCAUCAAGAAGACCGGGAAAUGCUUCUCCGAGCAUGUUAGGGCCUGGAUCCGACGAGAGGAAUCGUCCCGGGCUCUGGUCGUUGUGUCGAGAAGCACGAGUAGCAGCGGGAACGGGAGAUGGAAAAGUGCGAGGAAGAAGAGAUUGGUGAUGCCGAGUAACGGAAAUGGCGUCAAGGAAGAGAGACUCCUGUUGACGAAUGGAACUCCUUGUAGGCUCGAUAGCUUCUCCAAUCCAAAGGUUUCUUCAGGUUAUGAAGAUGAUGAUAAUCAUUGGGGAAACAAAGAUGUAGAAGAGAAGAUUAAGUGGGAUUCCAUGUUUCAGAACCUUAAACCUACUUGAAAUCAUUAACUAGCUAGAUGCCGAGGGGAUUUGGGAUCUUCCACCACAGAUUUGAGUUUUGGCUAAUAUUUUUCGAGUGUGUGAUUAGGCUAAUUAGUUUUGUUAAUUGACAUUUUUGAGAUUCUGAAUGAUUCUCUGUCUCCAUUUAUCUGCCUUUUUAUUUAUUGGCUGUGGACCACUUUUUAGAUGAAUAUUAUUAAUUAUAUUCUUAAAGUUUUU